Epinephelus lanceolatus (giant grouper) is the source of this 1782-nucleotide messenger RNA. RefSeq names its product arginase 1 (gene arg1). Lineage: Eukaryota; Metazoa; Chordata; Actinopteri; Perciformes; Serranidae. The record is from RefSeq and is a predicted model, not a curated record. Gene Ontology annotation, molecular function: manganese ion binding; arginase activity. Gene Ontology annotation, cellular component: cytosol; nucleus; cytoplasm.
AGUUUUUAGAAAGCUCCCGUCGGUGUGUGUGUGUCGGCGUGUCGGUGUAUCAGUCAGCAUGAGGAACGCGAGGACGCUGCGAGGACUCGUCUCCGCACGGUGUCUUCAUCAUCAUCAUCAUCAGCAGCAGCAGCAGCAGCAGCGCGAGCGCUCAGCGGGGAUCAUCGGAGCACCUUUCUCCAAAGGACAGCCUCGAGACGGAGUGGAGAGAGGACCGGACCUGAUCCGAGCUGCGGGACUGCUGCGCAAACUGCACGAGCAAGGCUGUGCAGUGAAGGAUUAUGGGAACCUGGUGUUCGAGGACGUGGUGGACGAUGAACCGGUGGGUCAGUUGAAACGUGUGCGGGCGGUGGGCAGCGCCAACCAGAGGCUGUCAGAGAAAGUGCAGGCUGUGAAGAAGGAUGGACACACGUCAGUGAUGCUGGGAGGAGACCACAGUCUGGCGAUCGGCUCCAUUCACGGUCACUCGGCGGCGGUCGGGGAGCUGAGUGUCCUGUGGGUCGACGCCCAUGCAGACAUCAACACGCCACUGACCACGUACACUGGAAACAUGCACGGACAGCCCAUGUCUUACCUCCUCCAUGAGCUGCACUCAAAGAUUCCCGCCCUGCCGAACUUGUCGUGGAUCAAACCGUGUGUGUCGGCCAAAGACCUGGUCUACAUCGGUCUGAGAGACGUGGAUCCAGCAGAGCACUAUAUCCUGAAGCUUUUAGGUGUGAAGGCGUUUUCCAUGUCGGAGGUUGAUCAGCUUGGCAUAGCCAAAGUCAUGGAGGAGACCUGCGACUACCUCUUCGCCAAAGUAAAGAAACCGAUCCACCUGAGCUACGACAUCGAUGCCAUUGACCCAUCUGUUGCCCCGGCAACAGGGACAUCUGUAGUCGGAGGGCUAUCCUACAGAGAGGGAGUCUACAUCGCUGAAAACGUGUGUAAGACAGGUCUUCUGUCAGCGGUGGACCUGGUGGAGGUGAAUCCUCUGAGGGGCCAGACCGAAGAUCAAAUCCAGUCCACGGUUAACACGGCGGUGGAUGUGCUGCUCGCCUGUUUUGGACGUCUCCGUGAGGGAAACCACCCACCAGAUUACCGCUUGCCCGAGCCUUGAUGGGUAGGGGACGACACCGGCUUCUCCGACUGCUCUGAUGGACACCUGAACGUCUCUGAUCACCUGCAGGAACUAAAGGGACAAUCAGAUUUUAACUUAAAGACCUCAGAGAUGAUUAAACUCCGUGAUGUCAAGGAAGUGCAGAAGUCCAACCUAUGGCGCUUUAAACCAAAGAUGCUCCUGUGGACGGAACGCUCGCUCUCUGCUUUCAGGAGGUCAAUUUUAAAAAACAACAAAGCAUAAAUUAUGUUAUUUAUUGAUUGUUUCAUCUCUGAACUGUCAGAAGAGUAAAAGAGUGACUUGUGAAGACUUUGCAUUAAAGUGAUGUAAAGCAGCAAAGCAGAAAAAUAAAUAACAAGCAAUUGAUGGUGAACAUUGUCGUCAGUGUUCUGUUGAUCAAUUCACUGACCUAUUGACGAACUGUUUGAUCUGUAAAUUUAAUGAAACUACCUCAAAUGUGAAUUCACCAAAAUAAAUUAAAGACAAUGUUUUAUUAUCUGAAAAUGUAAUAAAAUAAAAUUCAUCCUGUUAAAAUCAAACAAUCAGUGAAAGUUUAUAAUGUUUAUGCUACUACAGUCUGUAACCAUGGUGAUGAAGUCAAAGAAGGUUGAAUGUAACUAAGUAUAUUUGCUCAAAUACUGUAAAAGAAUAUUUUGUCAGCAAAAAGACCAUUUCUGUAUUAA